AUGCAUUCCAAGACCUUGGCUCUGCUGUGCCUCUCGGCCUCUGUCCUGGCCACUGCGGAGCUGGAGAAGAAACAGUAUGGGGACUCAUAUGGCAGCGGCUCGGAUGACUACUACAACAGUCUCAUGAGUGACCUCAACAGUCUGGCCACCGAUACCGAAUACCUUAACUAUCUGACCGACUUGCCGACCGACUACUUGUCGGACUACAGCGACUUACCUACCGACUACCUGACCGAUUACAGCCAAUACCUGACUGACUUGCCCAGCGCAACCAACACGCUGCACGCGGGCGGCCCGGACGAGACUACUGGCACCGGCGGCUUCGACAUGCCUUCCAUGACCUCCUCUCCCGACAUCCCCAACUUCAGCGGCGACGUGCCCCCGGCAUCCAUCGAGUCGGUUCUCAUCACCGCCGUGCCGGCGUCCUACCUGUCACAGUUGGCCAUCCCGUCUGCGCGAUCGUCCAUCUUCAGCGAGAUUGCCAAUGGUCACUACCCCCAAUGGUACGAGGAUCUCCCCAGCAGUGUCAAGAGCUGGGUGUCGGAGCACUAUGAACCCACUGGAUUGGGGGAGCACGCGGGUGGCCCCAACUCGGCGCCUUCGUCGGGCGUUGUGGCGUCGGGUCUGCUGGCUGCGGCGGGUGUGUUUGCCCUGGCGGUGUUGCUGUGA
Messenger RNA from Penicillium argentinense, 669 nucleotides. RefSeq lists its product as uncharacterized. The transcript has 2 exons. The coding region runs from base 1 to 669 and encodes 222 amino acids. The record is from RefSeq and is a predicted model, not a curated record. NCBI's taxonomy places the organism in Eukaryota, Fungi, Ascomycota, Eurotiomycetes, Eurotiales, Aspergillaceae.